GCAGAAAGUCAAGUUUUGAGUUGGAAAUCACACAAGGUCAACACAGGUCAACACUCAAGACUCAAAAGUCAAGUCUGAAGAGAAGAAAUUAAGAAAUCAAAUGACAUCCUCACCUUCACCUUCACCUUCAAUCUCUUCUUUACCUUCAACUUCAAAUCAAACCAAUCAAAACAACAACAAUCACAAACAAACUCUCAAUCCAUCUUCACUUUAUCCUAUAACUGGCAAUUCUCAUUCAUCUAGCAAUCGAUCAACAUCUCAGCAUUCCAAAUCUAGUCUUUCAUUUCAACCUAUCAAGAUCAUCACUCCUAAGAAACAUCGUCUUAAAAAACCUCAAAUCAAUCAAACCGUACUCGAUGCAGUUCGAAACGUUGGGCUGCCACACACCCUUACUCAGACGCGCUCUUUGCCCAUCCCACCCUCUUCAACCACCCAGAUCACCCCCAAGCGUGUCAAGCCUCCAAUUCUUAAAUCUGCUGCAACAUCUCCACCUCUCAUCUUAACUCAACCAAAGCUUUCUCGGAUCCCCUCGAACGUUAGAUCGUCUUCGUAUCAAGGUACAGUCCAACAAUCAGGAUCAUCAGGGUCAUCGAGGUCGAUAAAUGCCCUUUCUCGACCCGAAUCUACGGUGACCCCUUCGCCUCCCGCGCCGUCUUUGCUUCCGGUCGAUCAUCGAAGCUCACCUGCUGUAUCGAUCAGUUCAAAUAUGACUCCCUCUCCAUGUUGCCAACCUUCUCUAGGUCCACCCCGUCCAUCUUCGCGUCAACAGCCUAACAGUGCGCCUAUCUCUAGACAAAGCUCUGUCGUCAUUAGCUCUGCUUCAGAUGAUGGUCUUCCAGCUUCAACCACACCUCCUAGGCGACCUCUGGUCUCUGACCCCCCGCGAAUCCGGUCUGGACAUCCUGAAGUAGAUUACAGUGAAAUCUUAGAGGACCUGCGCAAUCCGCCUCCACCUUUUACGGCACCAUCUUAUCCGCCCCCACUCGGUGGUCCUCCCGCAGCUCCUCCGUCGGAUAUCUCCUUUGGUCACAAUGGUCGGCCUCAUAGCCCUCCGCCAACUUAUGCACAAGCUGCGCCCGAAUGGGACCUCAGCCUGGAUUUAUCAGAGCGCGUUGCGGCUUGGGAUCGUUCACAUCGUGUCUGCACGCUCGCGGAGCAUGAUCAACAAACCGUCUGGGUCCCGAUCAGACUGGUCAUCGGUCCUUCACCACCAUCUUCACCAUGUGCACCUCCAGAAGAUUCAGGCUUCCCGCACUCCUCAGAUUCAGCACCCGCGUCUGACAUCAGUGCCACUAGCCAAUUGCCUCGAAGAUCCUCACCUUCACCGCCUCUUACUCAACCAUCAACUUCAAAUAAUUUGAAGCCAGAACUGAUAACGCUGCCCAGAUCCGGCGUUACUGCGAAUUCGCCAAAGCGUAUACCACCCCCGAUCCCCCCACCGCGUCCAGCCUUCAUAUAUCCUACCUUGCAAUCACGCCUAUCAACUGAUCCAACUCGAAGAAGACCACCUCCCCCGCCGCCGCCAUCCAAAUCGCCCAACAGUUCUACAAUUCUUUCGCCCACCCAUGCGCCCCUUCCUGCAUCGCCGGCUGAAGUGAAUAGUAUGUUGAGACGUGGAUCAAGUCUUCGGCGACGUCCACCGCCACCACCACCUUCAACAUCAACACGCGCAGCGAGAGUUUCGAUGAUCGCCAACAGAGGAGAAGGAUCUGUGUUGGCAAGAGAAGAGAGGGCAUUUAACCGUCGAAGCUUACCUGUUGAGUUGGAAGGGCCUCGACGUGAAGAAUUGAUGAAUAUAGGAAUAAGUGAAACAUUGGUCGAAGAAGAGGAAGAAGCUGACGAACAAAUCGUGAGUGAAACGGUGGUAGAAGAACUCACUAGGACGAAUGAUGAGAAUAUCACAAGUGCGAAUGAAGUUCAAGAACAUAGGUUUACUGAAUUGGAUUUAUUGGUCUUGAGAUUAGAACGAGGAGAAGCUACAUAUGAAGAAAUCCAAAUGCUUUCAGAUUUAAUGGGAUCUUCUAGUUCUCAUUCCUUAGGUUUGUCUGAACCUGGUAUUGGAAGAGGUAUUCAAAAGAUUGGAAUCAUUGAAGUGGUUUCAAGAAGGAUUGAUAAGGAAGGAAAAGUCAAGACUAAGUUUCGUGUGAAGGAAGGAGUGAGAUGUAAUAAAUGUAUGAUUUGUUUGUGUCAAUUUAGAGAAAAUGAAAGUGUGGGUGUUUUAGCAUGUGAACAUGUAUUUCAUGAAGAAUGUAUUUGUUCUUGGCUUAGAAGAAAAGCUGAAUGUCCUAUAUGUAAACAAUGGGUUGGAUCUUAAGAUUGAUAUAUCUAUAUCUAAUAAUUAUUUUUUUGAAUACCUUGGUGAUCAAUUCUCGAGAGAUUCUUUUGCAUUUUGUAUUUCUAUGAUUUCAUUAGGUCUGGUGUGGUGUUGCUGUAUGAUUGACCUUUUUUUUAAUAUUGUAUUAUAUAUCUCUUUUGAUUAUUAAGAUGGAAGUUGAGAUUGUGAUUGAAUGAGUUUUGAUGCUUUGGGGGGGCAAUAAGCUUUUAAACAAGCUCUUGUAUUUCUUUACUAUAAACCUGAUCUCAUUGACUUGAUUUUUACUUGGUAGAUUUAAGUGUGGGUCAACUAAUCUUGCUUUCACCUCGGGA
Molecule: messenger RNA, 2646 nt
Organism: Melampsora larici-populina 98AG31
Lineage: Eukaryota; Fungi; Basidiomycota; Pucciniomycetes; Pucciniales; Melampsoraceae
Exons: 3
Coding region: 101-2314 (737 amino acids)
Cellular component (GO): nucleus
Molecular function (GO): ubiquitin protein ligase activity
Source: RefSeq, a predicted model, not a curated record